Physcomitrium patens is the source of this 5459-nucleotide messenger RNA. RefSeq lists its product as uncharacterized. Lineage: Eukaryota; Viridiplantae; Streptophyta; Bryopsida; Funariales; Funariaceae. Gene Ontology annotation, molecular function: microtubule binding. The record is from RefSeq and is a predicted model, not a curated record.
CGGGGGGACCGGAACUAGGCAGUUUGAAAUGGCAGAGCGACGUCUGCGUCGUCCUCUCUUCAGCAGAAGAGGCUGUUCUUUCUGUUUUGCCUCGCUUUGUCGUCAAUUUGAGUGCUUCAUAGCCCAUCAGCCAGAGCCGUAGGUACAGUGUCUAGAGUUUAGACCCUUAGCCUGGAGUCAAGGAGGCCAAGGGCAUGUCCCAACGGCUACCUGCAACGUAACAGAAACUGAUAUAUAUAGUCAUUUCGGACGCUCGCGUCUGUUUAGACUCAGUGCCCAACAGUCUCCCUGCUCGUCGGAAAUCAGGGCCAAGGAGGGAGGGAGGGAGGGAGGGAGGGAAGGAGGCCUUACCAGUAGUCUCUGUAUGUAUGUGAUUGUGGGGGAUAGAGAGAGAGAGAGAGAGAGAGAGAGAGAGAUAGAGUGAGAGAGGGAGAGCGUGAGAGUGGUUCGUAUUCGGGUUGCGGAAUUUAGUUCGACUAGUUACCGUUAGGAGGCGUACCUGGGGACUAAUGUUCUUGUGAUUUUUGAUUCUUUAGAUUUUGAGCCUCAAGUGUUGCCGGCGAUGGAGGAUGAUCAGUAGUGCCUCGAGCUGCGGAGGUCACGUGUAGUUUUGAGAUGUUUUGGUGGUUAUGACAAUGUGAAGGCUGUGGUUCGAUGUUGACACUUGGCGUGGCAGGUCGUUGAAGGCGAGUGAGUUUUACAGAGUAGAAUGCGAUUUCUGUGGUUUCUGACGGGUUGCGCUCAGAGGCGUUCGGAGAAGCACUGGAGAGUUACUAGAAGAUAGAGCGGAACCGUACUGAGAGGCGCUCUCGUCGGAUAAGCUUGCAAAAAUUGGGUAGCAUGGAAGAGGAGAAUGGUUACCUCCUCAACUUCGACCAAGAGGAUGAUAACUUACUUGGAAUAAGUUCCGGAGAGCUCGGUUCAGGUGUGAACCCAUUAUUGCCGACGAUGACACCUUGUAAAUUGAAACCAUCAUCAGCGGAAUUCGUGGCGAAUCAUCCUGGUAAAGAGGAGUCAGGAGGUGUGACUGCUGCAGAGGAAGCAGACUGUAAUGUCAAACAGGGGCCAGCACCCACCAGGUUCCACAUGGUUCCAAAUUCAGUAUUGUCUGUGCUGAAUUUCAAUGAGAUGAACAAGCGAAAAAUCGAGGAAACGGGUCUCAGGAAGGGUCUUGGAAUUAAAGAGUCCAUGCAACUCGACGGGAUUUGCGAAACUUCACCUGUCAGAAACCCUGGGGAUUUCACAAGUCAGCUCAGCAGAAGUUAUCUUGAUAUCGAAAAUGAUCAGUUGAGAGGAACUGCAGAGAGGGCAGGUUGCGAACCUACUGUUCUUCGUAAAAGUAGGAGCAGACGCUCAACAACACUGCGGAAGUCUCUAGCCUGGGACAAGGCCUUUUUCACUGAUGAAGGUGUUCUGGAUAAUGAUGAACUAUUUGCCGUCGCUUCGGACAAUCCAAAAACAUUGCCAAUGCCCGAGUUGGCAACCAUUUGGGAUGGACCACAGAAUGUGAUAGCUCCAUUUGAGGCGAGGACUACGCCUAUCAAGACUCCAGGGAAGCCAGCAGGUCUUACGGCAGAAGUGAAAGCAGAAGUGAGAUCAGAAGGUUCGAGGUCACAAGUGGAACCAGAAGUGAGACCAGGAAAUUUGAAAGUAGAGCCGAAACCUACUGCCAGGCCUGCUCCGAAUUCGAAACUUCAGCACGAUGUCCCACCCAUGUCUUCUCUCCGGCCGGAUGUAUUACAUUCUAUUCGGCCAGUGCGUCACACCCAAAGAACAGGAUCACAUGCCUUUUCAAAUGCAUAUUCCAGAGCAGCAGCAAUACCUCAAGGGUCCUCCUCAAUUCCUGUGCCCACUAACUUGUCUAGAACUGGGAAACAAUCUGCUGGUAGGUCUACAAUCGAGCAUGCGCCGAGUACCGACUCAGAUAUGAAGGAGCCUCGUAACUCAAGCAUAGUGCAUCAAGCAAGAAUCGCUGCAUUGAAGAAAGCACACGAAGUGCCGGCGCAAAGGGGACCUCGAGUCCGGUUACCAUCAGUCAAGAUGCAGGAGGAUAAGCCUGCUGAGGAGACGCACAAGACAAAGCUAACCAAAAAGGUAGAUGUUAAGCCUCUGGUAGAGACACAUAAGUCAAAACCGUUCAAGAAAGUGGAUCUCAAGGAUGAGGGAUACGUGACGAAGCAGUCGCAGAAAGUCGAGGAACCGCAGAAGAUGAAGCAACCCUCUCUGAACAGAAGUUUGUCCACGCCCACUGUACUAGAGUCCCCUUCUGCACUCUCCCGCAAGAUGUCAUCCAUGUCUAGAAAAGUGAAGGAGACGCUGGAGAAAGUAAUGACAGGGCGCGCGCGGAGAGUUCUAAAAGAACCUUCCUUGUCCCAUGUUCAUCCUGUUGACAACACGUCGUUGUCGUCAAAGAAGUUGGGUAUGCUGCCUAAAGUGCCGGAAGUGAAGGAUUCAAAUCAUAGAACGCGAUCUAAUUCAACAGUUGGACCAAGCAAGACCAAUAAAGAGCCUCCUGUUAGAGACACGUUACGAAGCAAAGGACCCCCGUUGUCUCCGAAAGCCGCUCUUGCUCAAGCCCCAACUCUCACGAGGAGCAAGAGUGUCUGUGCAGUUCCUGGCCUGCCAAAAGCUACUGACUCAGUGUAUUCGAGAAGAAUUGCACCCUCUGCACCCCCACCCACUUCUCUGCCAGGAGAGCCUGCCGGAAAGCCGACUGGUCUUCGUAAACCUUCACCCAAGCUCGGCUUCUUUGAUACGGGGAGAGCCACAUCUAUUUCUCAGAAAAUAUCAGCGAUUCCCGAACCGUUCCAAAGCAUUCUAAGUACAAGGGCAGGAACUGAGACUUCGGCACCAGGUGAGUCGCAAGCACAGCGAUUGUAUGAACUUGCCCCUGUUAAGGUCUCGUCUGCUAUUCCCAGUGCACCUCACUUGCGGUAUGGUGUGGCUUCUGCUCCCACUUCACCCAAAAGCAUCCGUGUCUCUGCUCCAAGCUCUCCCAAAUGUUUAUCCACCACAACCACUAGACCCUCCUCCCCGGUCAUCGAGAGAGUCGCUCUGCCAGUAUACUACUCAGGUAUAAGACAUGCUAUGCAGUUCGCUGAUUCUCACCAGCUCCUAGCCAAGAGAAUGCAGACUGACAGUGGCAACGAUGAAGCAAGGGAAGCUGCUGAGGUGUUUGCCUUGGACUCAUUUAAGCUCCCUGAGGCGCUGUCAGGUUCUUCAGAGCCGAAUACGAAGCCAGCCAUGCCCUCUCGUGAAAGGUUGCCAUCAGCCUCUGUCGACUGGAACUCUUCCGUGCCGCCGGCUCGUGGAGGCUCAAGUCUCGAAUUGGACAAAAAUGUAUCUCAUGACAACGGUACACACACAAGUCUACUGGGACAACGGACUUCUGAAUGUCUUGUCAAACUCGGAGAAGAGCAUCUCGAGAAUUACGUUUCAUUGAAGACGACCGAAGCUAAUUCCACUGUACCUGUAUUGAGGUCCACUACCCCAGUGCCUGGCUUGUCUGUUUUUGAAGAAUCCAACCUCAGAAACUGUUUAUCUGCUGAGCACAUUAGCAAAGGAAUGGUUCAAACUUGUGAUUCACCAAGCCCCGAAACUAGUGCGAUGUCUGGACUCCCUGAUAGCGGGAUCUCCGGUAGGAAGCCUCCUGAUACUGUAAGUCAGUUCAAUCAAAGGCCUGGGCAAGAUCUUGGAGAGGUUCCCACUUUGAGUCCUAAACCUGCCCAGAACACAUCCUCUCCCAACGUUCAAGAGACGAAUGUCGAGGGACAAAGUAUGGCUGUAAAUGCGUGUCAGCCAACCCGUAAAGCUUGCGGGGACAGUGAUUUACCAUCUUCAGCUUGCCCAAACACGCCUGCAAGCAAGGAGCGCUCACGCAGUAACAGUGCUAAGCUAACGAGGCAGUUCGAAUCUCCACGAAGCAAGAGUUUCAGAGAAACAUCGUACAGAACACAGAAUCCUUCUGACUCACCUAGGGUAACUAAUAAGUACGUUCGAAGCUUCAGUCAACGGCAGCCAUGGCAAUCCCCAAGCGGCACUGUUGGUGGUGACGAAUCACCAAGCUUUUGUCCAUCUACCUUUGGUAACCGUCUUAGCUCAGCGUCUCCCAGCCAUGCCCCAGAUGUAGGUGGCACUUUUGAAGUUCUGACACCAACUAACUCUAGAAAUGCCUGCGGCGCACGAACUCCAGGCAGCUCAUCGAAGAAGGUAGUCAGGAAGAUCGUGGAAUUCGAAAGCCCGUCUGCACGCUGGUGCGACUGGCCAGUUCUUGGGGCUGUCCUCUCUGAAGAUCAGUUAUCAGUACCCAUUGAGGAGAGCACGAGACCUGCAUUACCCGCCACCUUAGAGGAGCAAGCUUUAAACCUACCGACGGAUUCCCAACCGAAUAGUUCUGUCAAUCUUCUGAAUACUCCAUCGGUGAAAGUCAGACAUGUGGAAUUGGACAGAGCAGCUGAUCGUGAAUGCAUAUUAGCUACAGACCAAUCAACUAUCUCAGCACCUAGCUGUUCAAUGGGGGAUGAAGUUACCCCAAUGAACAUUGCGUCUGCAGCAUGGGAUAGCGCAUCUGUGGAUGGGAAUCGUUCAAUUGCACCCAACGGAGAACAAUGUGGUUCAGUCAAGAAAGAGAGAAGCUCGUCAAUGUUUUCCUUCGCAAGAAAAGCUGUGGCACGAUUGACAUCAUCUCCAACUCCUGCAGAACCAUCCGGACAGGACAACGAGGGUACUCCAAAACUGCGGAAAACAUCUCGUCGAUUUAGCAAAUCUGGGAGUUACAGCACUUGUCCUGCACCAGAGCCCAAACCUCUCUCGCCUUUCUCAGAAGCAAGAAUUUGCGAGUUGGAGGCAGCUGGACCGGAAAUUUUGGAAAAGAAGACUGGGCCAGUGCAGAACUCACCACCAGAUAAAGUUGUACCAGACACCAAUCCGUGGUCUCCGGUGAAGAAGAAUGCGCAACCGCUGGGUCCUUUUGAUUGCACAAAACUUAAGUACAUAAGUCCCGGCCUUGUAGCUACGUAGUUGUUUGACCCGAGAGCCCAUGUUGUCGUUCAGAGUGUCAACUGCUAGUUGAUGCAUGUUGUUGUUUUGAUCAUCUUCACUCAGCACCGUUUCUUUACAGUGUGCAACCUCUUAGCUCAAAACCGAACUCACAUGGAGCGUCGGACAACGCCUUAUAAUCAUGUCGGCCUCAUGUAGAUCACUCUGCUUCCUGCAUUCAUGGGUGUGUACAUACAUUCUUCAGGUUCUAGUUUCCUCUAUGCAAGUGAAUCCACCCCAUUGUAGAUUAAUACUAGGACUGAGAAAGGUACGAAGCCAUUGAACUCCUUUUGGGGAGAUUUGUAUGUGCCUCGGUUUUGGAAACAUUGUAACUAAAAGAGAUUUCAUUUAAAAUACCAAAAGCUGUACACCGUAACUUUUUCGUAUAGUUUUACAAAUGGAGACAACUCAAGUUUUAGUGA